AAUUAAACAAGGUGAACUCCUGAUGACAAUUUUUUUAAAGAAUUUUCUUCGUAAUUUCACUUUGUCUUUUCAGACAUGGAAACUUGUAUCAGUUGCCCAGCAAAUAAGUAUCCUAACCAAGACCAGGAUAAUUGCAUUCCUAAAAUACCAAACUUUCUGGGCUUUGAUGAAACUUUGGCCAUCAUUUCAACUUCCUCAGCACUACUGUUCUCUCUGAUCACAGCUCUAGUGUUUGGCAUCUUCAUUAAACACCGGGACACUGCCAUCGUCAAAGCCAACAACAGAAGCCUCACUUACAUUCUCCUUGUAUCCCUCCUCUUGUGUUUCCUCUGCUCCUUGAUGUUCAUUGGAACACCUAAGCAGGCAACCUGCCCACUCCGACAAACAAGUUUUGGCAUCGUCUUCUCUGUGGCCCUCUCCAGCAUCUUGGCGAAAACUAUAUCAGUGGUUUUGGCAUUCAUGGCUACCAAGCCAGGAUCCACAAUCAGGAAGUGGGUAGGCAAAAAACUGACUUAUUCCAUUGUCCUCUCUGGCUCCACUGUUCAAGUGGGGCUUUGUGGUCUUUGGUUGGCAACUUUUCCCCCUUUUCCAGAUUUGGACAUGCAAUCAAUGAGUGAAGAAAUUAUAUUCUUAUGUAAUGAAGGGUCAGUCCUCAUGUUCUACUGUGUUUUAAGCUACAUGGGCUUCCUGGCCAUUAUCAGCUUCACUGUGGCUUUCCUAGCCAGGAAGUUACCUGACAGUUUCAAUGAAGCCAAGUUCAUCACCUUCAGCAUGCUGGUCUUCUGCAGUGUUUGGAUGUCCUUUAUUCCAACUUACCUGAGCACCAGAGGAAAAUACAUGGUGGCUGUGGAGAUUUUCUCCAUCUUGACCUCUAGUGCAGGAUUACUGACUUGCAUCUUUUCCCCCAAAUGCUACAUUAUUCUUGUGAGGCCUGAGUUGAACACCAGAGAACAUCUAAUACAAAGAAAGAUAAAUAAUAAAUAAUAUUAGAAUCUGUGAUUUUCAAGUUGGUAUUCUACAGUGAAACUUCAAAAAAUGUGAAUGAAUGAGGACAAGGUGACCAAAUGAAACCAUUUCAGCAAUUUUGUGCUUUGUUUCUAAACUGCAAAAUGGUUGCCUGUUCUUUUAAGAGCCCUUUCUGAUCAACUGAGGCAAAUGUUCAGCUAAAGUGGAUACAAAGUUCAGCUUAAGAAACUGAAACUCCAAAAGAGAAAGAGAAACAUCAACAUUAUUCUAUAGCUAUUCUGAUUAGAUAGCUGAUAUGAAUGAGAUGUAGAGAUAAUAUAUGUAUUACAGUAUAUUUUUUGACUAAGUGAUAUAUGAAUUUAAAAAGU
Messenger RNA from Podarcis raffonei (Aeolian wall lizard), 1334 nucleotides. RefSeq names its product vomeronasal type-2 receptor 26-like. The transcript has a single exon. Gene Ontology annotation, molecular function: G protein-coupled receptor activity. NCBI's taxonomy places the organism in Eukaryota, Metazoa, Chordata, Lepidosauria, Squamata, Lacertidae. Gene Ontology annotation, biological process: G protein-coupled receptor signaling pathway. The record is from RefSeq and is a predicted model, not a curated record. Gene Ontology annotation, cellular component: membrane. The coding region runs from base 76 to 984 and encodes 302 amino acids.